This is a messenger RNA of Loa loa (African eye worm), 244 nucleotides long. RefSeq lists its product as hypothetical. NCBI's taxonomy places the organism in Eukaryota, Metazoa, Nematoda, Chromadorea, Rhabditida, Onchocercidae. The annotation marks the transcript as partial. The transcript has a single exon. The record is from RefSeq and is a predicted model, not a curated record.
UAUCCAACUACUUUCAUCAUUGCUGAAUUCUGGUCCACGUUAUUAUUCAGCUGAACAUUGCAAUCCAUCAUUACCGGUGUGCAAUAGUGAUAAUUUCAAUUGGUAUGAUACUGUAAGAUUUCAAGAAUUCUCAACAUUAGAAUUAUUCCUUGGAUCACAUUCAUCAUCUCAAUUACCGUCACCAUUUGAAGAAGAUUAUCAACAAUUGACCAACGGUCAAUUUUCAACCAAUAACACAUCAAUA